Molecule: messenger RNA, 1041 nt
Organism: Sipha flava (yellow sugarcane aphid)
Lineage: Eukaryota; Metazoa; Arthropoda; Insecta; Hemiptera; Aphididae
Product: tigger transposable element-derived protein 6-like
Exons: 2
Coding region: 1-1041 (346 amino acids)
Cellular component (GO): nucleus
Molecular function (GO): DNA binding
Source: RefSeq, a predicted model, not a curated record
AUGGAAAAUAACGUGUUGCCUUCAUUACUGCGAGAUUAUGCUCCUGACGAUGUAUAUAACGCUGAUGAAUUCGGAUUGUUUUUUAAGCUUAUGCCAGAUAAGUAUUUUGUUUUUAAAAAUGAGACAUGCUAUGGUGGAAAGUUGAGCAAGGAACGACUCACGGUCUUAGUAUGUACAAAUUCUACAGGCACCCAUAAAUUGAAGUUGGUCGUCAUUGGAAAAAGUAGGUCUCCUCGCUGUUUCAAAAAUGUUCGUACGUUACCAUGUGAAUACCUUGCUCAAAGUCGUGCUUGGAUGACAGGAACACUAUUCAUGAACUGGAUUCAACAGCUAGAUGUACUUUUCGGUAAACAAAAGAGAAAAAUUAUUCUAUUCGUCGACAAUUGUCCAGCUCACCCUAAAGAUAUCCCUACUACCAAUAUAAAGCUUGUUUUCUUUCCACCAAAUACUACAUCUAAGUUACAACCUCUAGAUCAGGGUAUCAUUAAAGUGAUAAAACAAAAGUACCGAAAAAAGUUAGUUCAGCGGUACUUGAGAGACAUGGAGAGUACCGACCAAAUUUCAGCCAAAGUUAAUGUUUUGGACUCCAUACAUUACAUUAGUGCCGCUUGGGAUGAAAUUAAACCAGAUGUAAUAAUAAACUGUUUUCGAAAAGCUAUAUUUGUUGUUUUGAACAACUCUGAACAGGCUGAUAGCUCACCUUUAAAAGAAGAGGACUUUCAACUUCUGCAAAAUUUUGCUGAUUAUGCAACAAUAGAUGAUGAACUCGUAACCAGUAGCACUCGGACUUUAGAUGAAAUAAUCGCUGAUACAAACUUAGUGGAGAAUGAGAAAGAAGACGACGAUCAAGAAGAAGAUCAAGACUUUCCAGUAUCUACUCCUACAAUUUCUUCUGGUUUGCAACAUCUAUCGGAAAUUCGGAAAGUAUUAUCCUCUGUUGAAAAUUCCGAAGAAAUGUUAGGUUGUCUUAAUAAAAUUGAAAACUUUCUUGCUGAAACGCAUUCACAAAAAUAUGAGUAUGAAUAUUGUAAUUGUAAUUAA